Molecule: messenger RNA, 1466 nt
Organism: Drosophila arizonae
Lineage: Eukaryota; Metazoa; Arthropoda; Insecta; Diptera; Drosophilidae
Gene: Acph-1
Product: Acid phosphatase 1
Biological process (GO): dephosphorylation
Molecular function (GO): phosphatase activity
Source: RefSeq, a predicted model, not a curated record
UCGUUCGUAUCAUCGGGAAUCGAGCAACAAUGGCAUUUGCUUAAAAACAUUUGCAUUUGCAUUUGGUUGAAUGUCUGAGAGGCAAGCAACACUGUUGUAUUUGAACGCUUCUGCACAGCCAAAGGCACCUACGCACACCCAUACGUACACAAGCAGACAGUGUUGAUGAUGUUAACGAACGAAUCGUGUUAUUGUCUGAGGGCUUUUGUCUUUUUGUUACUUUCCAUAUGUUGUUUGGAGGUCGGCAGUGCAGAUGUGCAAACCAGCUUACCUGGCACGCUAAAGUUUGCACAUGUGAUUUACAGACAUGGCGACCGAAUGCCUGUUGACCCGUAUCCUACAGAUCCUUGGAAUGAUAGGAAAUACUGGCCUACGGGCUGGGGGCAGUUGACUAAUCGCGGCAAGUUGCAGCAUUAUCAGCUAGGCAAAUGGCUCAGGAGUAGGUACAGCUCAUUGUUGGACACGAAGUUCGACAAUGAACAGAUUUUUGUGCAGUCCACUGAUGUGGAUCGAACACUAAUGAGUGCGGAGUCCAAUUUGGCUGGCCUAUACGAGCCCGUUGGCGACGAUGUGUGGAAUGCGCAAAUCAAAUGGCAGCCGAUUCCGGUGCAUACAAUACCCGAGAAGGAAGAUGCGAUGUUAGCUGCCAAGGCGCCCUGUCCCGCUUUUGACUACUAUUUGGAAACGUUUAAGAACUCCGAUCAGUUCCAAUCUCUGUUGGCGCGCUACAAGAAACUCUUUUACUACUUGUCAAGUAAUAGCGGCCGAGUUGUCAAAUCAUUCAUAGAUGCCCAAUAUCUUAACAACACGUUAUUCAUCGAAACACUAUACAACAAGACUUUGCCAGUGUGGGCGCAAAAGGUUUACGGCAGCCCCGAACUGACUUAUGCCUCCAAUUUUGCCUUCUCGAUCAAUACGCAUACGCGACAGCUGGCGCGCCUGACGGCCGGACCUCUGCUUAAGGAUGUACUUAGUCGUUUGGAGACCAAGUAUAAGAGGCAGUUGAAACCGGAUCGGAAUGUGUUUAUUUAUAGUGCACACGACACGACAGUUGCCAACUUGUUGAAUACCCUCAAACUAUUCCAGCUGCACAGUCCGCCUUACACAGCGUGCAUACUAUUUGAAUUGCGCGUGGAUGAUAACGAUGCUCCCUUCGUAUCGGUAUUCUAUAAGAACACAACGGCGGAACCGCUGCCUUUGGAUAUACCCGGAUGUGGUGUAUCCUGUCCGUUGGUGAAAAUGUUUCAGUUAUACGAUGAUGUUUUGCCCGAGAACUGGGCGGAUGAAUGCAAGCGGUCGACACUGACUAUGACGUACGAGGAGGCUAAUCUGGGCGCUGCAACAGGCAUUCUCAUAGGAAUUAUUGCCAUCCUGCUCCUCGUUAGCUACGGACUGAUGAUAUACUAUCGCCGCAGAGACUACAAGGUGCACAAUUCCUACGCCCAAAUGGCGUAGAUACGACCUAC